AUCGAAGCCGCAUGCGCUGCGCAUCCCACCUCAAAAGCUCGAUGAAUGACUGGAUAAGCCUCCUCGUUGCCACCAGCAGAGAAGCCACCUAGUAAACCUCGUCGGCUCCGGAAUGAACGCCCUCUACUUCCUCCGCCCUCCCGCCCUCGCCCCUCUCCAAUCCCCCUACCGCUUCUCCGAUCCAUCGCUGCUCCCUCGCUCUCGGCUCCACCCGCCUCCGCCUCGCCGAUCCGCGGCGGCGCUCAAGAGCCCUCGAGGCUUCGGCCCCUCGCCGCGGAAAUCCGGCAAGAACCGCAAGAGUGAUAAGAGGCCAGGAUUCGACGAAGACGACGACGACGACGAAAUCGAAGACGAGGAGGACGGCGGCGGGAUCAUUCCGGAGGCGGUGACGAACCGGAUGAUGCGUCGGAUGGGAGUGUCGAUUGGGAUCCCGCUCUUCGUGGGACUCCUCUUCUUUCCCUUCUUCUACUACCUGAAGGCGGUGGCAAAGCUGGACGUUCCCAGCUGGGUGCCCGUCCUCGUCUCCUUCUUCUUCUUCGGGGCGUCCCUCUUGGGGAUCAGCUACGGGAUCGUCUCCGCCAGUUGGGAUCCGCUCCGGGAGGGUUCUUUUCUGGGCUGGACCGAAGCCCAGCGCAACUGGCCUGUCUUCUGGCAGUCGCUACGCGGCGGCGGCCGCCUAAAAGGGAAAUAGCUAGCCACCGCUCCAGCGGUACUACUACUACUACUUCUUGUCUUCUUCCACUACUUUCCUUUUUCCUGUUGAGCUCCAUCGUUUGUUUCAUGGGAUUUCUCCACUCGCUUCGUAAUUGGCGUCGACAUUUUUGGUAUUUAAUCAAAACUGUUUUCAAUCGUAUUACGUCGACGCUCUGAUUUGGUAUUUCUCGACGCUCUAUUUUCAAUUGUACACUUGAGUGUGAACUUGAAGCAACACUUGGUUUCGUUCUAGAGAUCUAUUUAUAGAGUGUCUUGUCCUUUAAUGGCUA
This is a messenger RNA of Zingiber officinale, 983 nucleotides long. RefSeq names its product protein PAM68, chloroplastic-like. Lineage: Eukaryota; Viridiplantae; Streptophyta; Magnoliopsida; Zingiberales; Zingiberaceae. Bases 113 to 691 code for a protein of 192 amino acids. The record is from RefSeq and is a predicted model, not a curated record. The transcript has a single exon.